AUGGAGUCCUCGGUGGCCCAGGUGAAGGUCAACUUCACGACGACGCAUGAAGAUCUCCAGCUCGACGAGAGUAAGAGGCAACUUCUCGUGCCAGCAGACAUCAAGCGGUAUGGCCUCUCCAGGAUAUUGAACUCGGAGUCGAUGCUCAACACCUCGUCUCCCGUACCUCUCGACUUUCUUGUCAACGGUAACUUCCUCCGUACGACUAUCGAAGAAUACCUCCAAUCCAACGGCCUCUCCUCCGAAUCUACAAUCACCCUGCAGUACGUCCGUAGCUUGUUGCCUCCCGUCUACGAGGCCUCUUUCGAGCACGACGACUGGGUCGCUGCCGUUGACGUCCUCUCCGCCACCUCCCCUGCGGGCAUCUGGUCCGGCGAUGCCCUUACCCAAGGCCAGGAUCGUAUCCUGUCCGCAAGCUACGAUGGCCUCGUCCGCAUCUGGGACGGCUCCGGCCAGUGCCUCGCGACCUCCGCCUCUGCUCGCGCUGGUGGACACUCCAAGCUCCUCAGCGAUGCAAAGUUCCUCUCGUCUACGCAAAUCGCCUCCGUCGGACUGGACCAGAAGGUCGUCGUCUGGAAGUACACUGAAUCCGCGGACCGCUUCUCCGGCGAGCUGAAGCCCACCUUGGAACUGCACGGCCACAAGAAGAUGAUCAACUCGCUCGAUGUCCACGGCCCUUCGAAGAGGAUGCUCACCGCCUCCGCCGACGGCCGCGUUGGUCUGUGGGUAGCAUCCAAGAAGGACUCACCCGAGGUCGACGUCGAGGAUAUCCCUACCAAGCGCGCAAAGACGGCUGGCUCCUCCGUCUCCGUCCCCCAGAGGGGCGCCAAGGCCAUGAUCAAUGCCCACGAGGGCGCCUCCGCCACCGCCGUCGCUUUCAAGCCCGCCGACAAGACCGUUGCCUACUCCGCCUCGACUGACCACACUCUCCGCACCCUCGACCUCGAGACCGCCAGCGUCGUCUCGACCCUCACAACUCUGCACCCGCUUCUCUGCAUCGCGCCCAUGCAGGGUUCUUCUUCCUUGGUAGCAGCCGGCUCGGCCGCCCGCCACGUCACCCUCCUCGACCCCCGCGCCUCUGCCCAGGCGACCUCGGUGCUCACCCUCCGUGGCCACACCAACAUGGUUUCCGCGCUGGCCCCCUCCCCCGAUAACGAGUACAGCUUGGCUAGCGGCUCGCACGACGGCACCGUCAAGAUCUGGGACUUGCGAAGCGUGAGGCCGGCGACCAAGGACGAGGGCGGCGGCAGCGUCAGCGAGGCCGUGUAUACUAUCGGCAGGGAGUGGCUCAAGGGCAAGAAGGCGCCGUUGGGAGGCGAGGGAGCCAAGGUGUUCGGGCUCGCAUGGGACAAGACUUGGGGAAUUGUUAGUGGCGGUGAGGAUAAGAAGGUACAGAUCAACAGGGGGAGAGACCUCGUUUCUUCUUAG
Messenger RNA from Colletotrichum truncatum, 1428 nucleotides. Its product is annotated as ribosome biogenesis protein ytm-1. Gene Ontology annotation, cellular component: preribosome, large subunit precursor; PeBoW complex. Gene Ontology annotation, molecular function: protein binding. The record is from RefSeq and is a predicted model, not a curated record. Lineage: Eukaryota; Fungi; Ascomycota; Sordariomycetes; Glomerellales; Glomerellaceae. Gene Ontology annotation, biological process: ribosomal large subunit biogenesis; ribosome biogenesis.